AUGGUAUUUAGUGCUUCGAAUGAGUUGAAGAGUCAUAAUUGCAUUUUUCUUUCCACAAAGUUAUCAUCAAAACAGAAGAAGGAAAAAAAAAACUGCAUUGGAAUAGACGAUCCAAAACGACAACAUAGAACAAAUAUGCAGACAAGCAAACACAAGUCUAAUGAUGGAAAAGAAGAGAAGAGAGAAAUUAUUUCUCUUCAAAAAAAAGUAUCAACUUGCGAAAAGCAAGCAUAA
This is a messenger RNA of Clunio marinus, 234 nucleotides long. NCBI's taxonomy places the organism in Eukaryota, Metazoa, Arthropoda, Insecta, Diptera, Chironomidae. The record is from the annotation of a GenBank genome assembly.